This is a messenger RNA of Rattus rattus (black rat), 9227 nucleotides long. It is a transcript of the gene Mical3, whose product is annotated as microtubule associated monooxygenase, calponin and LIM domain containing 3. Lineage: Eukaryota; Metazoa; Chordata; Mammalia; Rodentia; Muridae. Gene Ontology annotation, molecular function: protein binding; FAD binding. The record is from RefSeq and is a predicted model, not a curated record. The transcript has 33 exons. Bases 466 to 6543 code for a protein of 2025 amino acids.
UUUCCUCCACAGCCUUCCCCAGCCACCAGGGUAGGCGCCUGCUCCUGGUUACCGUGGCAACCGCGAGGAGCCCUAGCCAGCUCCGCUACUGCACUUUCUGCAGCCCUAGCUGAGAUGCAGCGGUGAGGAAGGACAGACCGAGGCAGACCCCGGGUUCUUCAUUCCUUCUUCGCUCCGGACUCCCGAGAGAACGAGGGAAGGCACAAGAAUGAAAGAAGUGUGCCUUAGGGCCUCCGGGUGAGAACCUUGAAUGAGAUUCUAGCUGGAAGGUGGAGUCGCCACACUUAGGAUGUGUGCAGCCACAACAGCAGCACCUGUGUCCUGAGGACCAGCCAACCUGGGAGGCAAGCUCUCACCGGCGAGGAGGAUGCGGGUGUGAAGCCCCAGUCCAUUAAGGUGACAGUACUGGGCGGAUCAGCACCAUUCCACCGCCCUUCUGUGGAGCCGUGCCAAGAGUAGGGGAACAUGGAGGAGAGGAAGCAGGAGACAACGAACCAAGCUCACGUCCUCUUCGACCGCUUUGUUCAGGCCACCACCUGCAAAGGGACCCUCAGGGCCUUCCAAGAGCUCUGUGACCACCUGGAGCUGAAGCCCAAGGACUACCGUUCCUUCUACCACAAACUCAAGUCCAAGCUCAACUACUGGAAGGCCAAAGCCCUCUGGGCCAAAUUGGACAAGCGGGGCAGUCACAAAGACUACAAAAAGGGCAAAGCCUGCACGAACACAAAGUGUCUCAUCAUUGGAGCUGGCCCCUGUGGUCUCCGCACGGCCAUCGACCUGUCCUUGUUGGGAGCCAAGGUGGUGGUUAUUGAAAAGCGAGAUGCCUUCUCCCGCAACAAUGUCUUACAUCUCUGGCCCUUCACCAUACAUGAUCUUCGAGGUCUGGGUGCCAAGAAAUUCUACGGCAAGUUCUGUGCCGGAGCCAUCGACCACAUCAGUAUCCGUCAGCUCCAGCUGAUCCUCCUGAAGGUAGCCUUGAUCCUGGGCAUUGAAAUUCACGUCAAUGUGGAAUUCCAAGGCCUUGUCCAGCCUCCCGAGGACCAAGAGAACGAACGGAUAGGGUGGCGAGCAUUGGUGCACCCCAAAACUCAUCCUGUAUCAGAAUAUGAGUUUGAAGUGAUCAUCGGUGGGGAUGGACGUAGGAACACGUUGGAAGGAUUUCGUCGAAAAGAAUUCCGUGGCAAGCUAGCCAUUGCCAUUACGGCUAAUUUUAUCAACCGCAACACAACCGCAGAGGCCAAAGUGGAGGAGAUCAGUGGGGUGGCUUUUAUAUUUAACCAAAAAUUUUUCCAAGAGCUGAGAGAAGCCACAGGUAUUGACUUAGAGAACAUCGUCUACUACAAAGAUGACACGCACUACUUUGUCAUGACGGCCAAAAAGCAGAGUUUGCUGGACAAAGGGGUGAUACUGCAUGACUACACAGACACGGAGCUGUUGCUUUCCCGGGAGAACGUGGACCAGGAGGCCCUGCUGAACUACGCCCGGGAGGCUGCAGACUUCUCUACCCAGCAGCAGCUGCCUUCUCUGGAUUUUGCCAUCAAUCACUACGGGCAGCCGGACGUGGCCAUGUUUGACUUCACCUGCAUGUAUGCCUCUGAAAAUGCUGCCUUGGUACGGGAGCAGAAUGGACACCAGUUACUAGUAGCUUUGGUUGGGGACAGCCUCCUGGAGCCUUUCUGGCCAAUGGGGACAGGGAUAGCCCGGGGCUUUCUGGCUGCUAUGGACUCUGCCUGGAUGGUACGAAGCUGGUCCCUAGGCACCAGCCCCUUCGAAGUCCUGGCAGAAAGGGAAAGCAUUUAUAGGUUGCUGCCUCAGACCACCCCUGAGAACGUGAGCAAGAACUUCAGCCAGUACAGCAUCGACCCUGUCACUAGGUAUCCCAAUAUUAACAUCAACUUCCUCAGGCCAAGCCAGGUGCGCCAUUUAUACGAUAGCGGGGAAUCAAAAGAUAUCCACCUGGAAAUGGAGAACCUGGUGAAUUCCCGAACCACUCCCAAGCUGACACGCAAUGAGUCUGUAGCUCGUUCAAGCAAACUGCUGGGGUGGUGCCAGAGACAGACAGACGGCUACUCAGGAGUCAAUGUGACAGAUCUCACUAUGUCUUGGAAGAGUGGCCUGGCCCUGUGUGCCAUCAUCCACAGAUACCGCCCGGAUCUUAUAGACUUUGACUCUUUGGAUGAGCAAAAUGUGGAGCAGAAUAACCAGCUGGCCUUUGACAUCGCUGAGAAGGAACUGGGUAUUUCUCCCAUCAUGACGGGCAAGGAGAUGGCUUCGGUGGGGGAGCCGGACAAGUUGUCCAUGGUGAUGUACCUCACACAGUUCUACGAGAUGUUCAAGGACUCGCUCUCCUCCAGCGACACCCUGGACCUGAACGCAGAGGAAAAAGCCGUCCUGAUAGCCAGCACCAAAUCCCCCAUCUCCUUCCUGAGCAAGCUCGGACAGACCAUCUCUCGGAAGCGGUCACCCAAGGAUAAAAAGGAAAAGGAUUCAGAUGGGGCUGGAAAGAGGAGAAAAACCAGUCAAUCAGAGGAGGAGGAGCCUCCCCGGAGCUAUAAAGGAGAAAGGCCUACCCUGGUGAGCACCCUGACAGACAGGCGGAUGGAUGCUGCCAUCGGAAACCAGAACAAAGUAAAGUUUAUGGCAACCCAGCUGCUGGCCAAGUUCGAAGAGAAUGCGCCUGCUCAGUCCACUGGCGUGAGGAGACAGGGCUCCAUAAAGAAAGAGUUCCCGCAGAACCUGGGGGGCAGCGACACGUGCUACUUCUGCCAAAAGCGCGUCUACGUGAUGGAGAGGCUGAGCGCUGAGGGCAAGUUCUUCCACCGCAGCUGCUUCAAGUGCGACUACUGUGCCACCACGCUGCGCCUGUCAGCCUACGCCUACGACAUCGAGGACGGCAAAUUCUACUGUAAACCGCACUACUGUUACCGACUGUCUGGCUACGCGCAAAGGAAGAGGCCAGCGGUGGCGCCUCUGUCUGGAAAGGAAGCCAAAGGACCCCUGCAGGAUGGCCCCACCGCGGACACAAACGGACUGGCCAGCGCCGCCACCAGCUCAGCCGAGAGAAGUCCAGGUGCCAGCAUGAACGGCCUGGAGGAACCCAGCAUCGCCAAGAGGCUGAGGGGCACCCCUGAGAGGAUCGAGCUGGAGAACUACCGCCGAUCGGUGAGGCAGGUGGAGGAGCUGGAGGAGGUGCCUGAGGAGACCCAGGCCGAGCACAACCUGAGCAGCGUGUUAGACAAAGGCACCGAAGAGGAUGUGGCCAGCAGCAGUUCUGAGUCAGAGAUGGAGGAGGAGGAGGACGAAGAGGACCAGCUCCCCACCUCUGACCUGGGCGGGGUUCCCUGGAAGGAGGCAGUCAGGAUCCAUGCCCUUCUGAAGGGAAGAAGUGAAGAGGAGCUGGAAGCCUCCAAGAACUUCGAGCCUGAGGAGGAGGAGGAAGAGGAGGAAUAUGAAGACGACGAGGAGGAGUAUGAUGAGGAGGAAGAGGAGUCCAGUGAAGAAGGGGAGUAUUGCCCCUGGGACAGAGAACUCCUGCAAGGCCAGUGGCUCCAGCAUCUCUCAAAGGAAGAAGAAAUGGGUACAUGUGAAGCCGGGAACAAGAGGCUGCCGCAGAUCAUAACCGCAGCGGAUCCCUUGGCGAUCCAGGCUGAUGUGCACUGGACACACAUCCGUGAGAGAGAGGAGGAGGAGAGGAUGCUCCCACCCUCUGAGUCCUCCGCUUCUAGAGCUCCUCUGGAUGAGGACGACCUAGAAGAGGACGUGGACUCAGAGCCAGCGGAGACCGAAGGGGAAGCAGCAGAGGAUGGAGACCCUGGAGACACCGGCGCUGAACUGGACGAUCAGCACUGGUCUGAUGACAUCCCUUCUGAUGCGGAAACGGAACAUCGCUUACAGAGCCAGGCCAAGGUGAAAGCAGACCUGGAGCUCCGAGUGUCAGAAAACGAGGAAGAGAAGCCAUCUGAUACACCAGAACAAGAGGAGAGAGGUCCUUCCCAAGUCUCCAGCCCUAGCCAGCCACCUCAGAAACAAGCUGUUCUGUUCUCCCCAGCCCACAGCCCGGGGGCAGAGGAGACCAAGCCCCCACCUGCCUCCAUUACCACCAAGGUGAAGUCCCCCGCUGAGGAGCCACUUUUCCCUGCACCUCUGCUCCUCAGAGAAAAGCCCAAAGCUGAAGGCCCGGAGGAACAGAAAACUGUGCGCUCCCCCAUCCGAUCCCAGCCCGUGGCCCUGCCCGAAGCCAGGUCGCCUACCUCACCCACCAGCAGCCUGCAGCCGGAGUCCCUGCUGGCCCCUCCCACUCCUCCCACACCUCCCUCCACCCAACUCCCCAUCUGUUCCCAGCCCCAGCCUUCCUCGGACGCUUCCAUCCCAUCGCCCACCAAGUCCCCCAUACGCUUCCAGCCAGUUCCAGCCAAAACAUCCACACCCCUCACCCCACUCCCCGUGAAGAGCCAAGGAGACCCCAAAGACAGACUGAGUGGCCCUCUGGCUGUGGAGGAGGCCUUGAAGCGGAGCGAUCUGGUGGAGGAAUUCUGGAUGAAGAGUGCUGAGAUCCGCCGCAGCCUGGGCCUUACUCCUGUGGACCGGAACAAGGGGCCAGAGCCCAGCCUCCCCUCCCCUGCCUUGAAGCCAAUAUCCCUAAAGUCCUACUCAGUUGACAAGUCACCUCAGGACGAGGGUCUCUGCCUUCUGAAACCUCCAUCUGUUCCCAAGAGGUUGGGCCUGCCAAAGUCAGCCGGUGACCAGCCCCCACUGCUGACCCCAAAGUCGCCCUCUGACAAGGAGCUGAGGAGCAACCAGGAGGAGCGAAGGGACCUAUCCAGCAGCUCCGGUCUGGGCCUCCACGGCAGCUCCUCCAACAUGAAGACCUUGGGCAGCCAGAGCUUCAACACCUCAGACUCCACCAUGCUCACACCACCUUCCAGCCCGCCCCCACCCCCACCCCCCAAUGAGGAACCUGCAACCCUUCGAAGGAAACCCCAUCAGACUUUUGAGCGCAGGGAGGCCUCGGUUAUCCCCCCUCCCACUCCUGCCUCAUUCAUGCGGCCCCCACGGGAGGCAGCCCAGCCCCCCAGGGAGGAGGUUCGGAAGUCCUUUGUGGAGAGCGUGGAUGAGAUCCCCUUUGCUGAUGAUGUGGAGGACACUUACGAUGAGAAGACUGAGGACUCCAGUCUGCAGGAGAAGUUCUUCACGCCCCCCUCCUGCUGGUCCCGUUCAGAGAAGCUCCCGGCCAAGGAGAACGGGCGGCUCCCUCCGCUGGAGCAUGAGGUGCAGCCACAGAAAAGGGCACUGCCUCUGGUCUCCGCAGAGGCCAAGGAGCUGGCCGAGGAGCGCAUGCGAGCCCGGGAGAAGUCUGUCAAGAGCCAGGCACUGCGAGACGCCAUGGCCAAACAGCUGAGCAGGAUGCAGGCCAUGGAGAUGGUGUCCUCCAGGUCCCGACCGGCACCAUCUCAGGGCAAGGAACCAGGGUUGGAGGCCACCAAACACCCAAGCCUCCGAGGCUCCCAGGAGCCCACCCUGAAGCAUGAAGCUACCAGCGAAGAGAUCCUCUCCCCUCCAUCAGACUCAGGAGGCCCCGAUGGCUCUGUCACCUCAUCUGAGGGCUCCAGUGGAAAGAGCAAAAAGAGGUCGUCCCUCUUCUCCCCACGCAGGAACAAGAAAGAGAAGAAAUCCAAAGGCGAAGGAGGCCGGCCCCCAGAGAAACCCAGCCUAAGUCUCCCAGAAGAUGUGGCAGCUAAGCCCAAGUCCCUGUGGAAAUCAGUCUUCUCUGGGUACAAGAAGGACAAGAAGAAGAAGAGUGAUGAGAAGUCGUGCUCUAGCACACCGUCCAGUGGCGCCACAGUGGACUCCGGCCAGCGCAGGGCAUCUCCGAUUGUGAGAGCAGAGCUGCAUCUCCGACGCCAGCUGAGUUUCUCAGAGGACUCAGACCUGUCCAGUGAUGACAUCCUUGAGAGGUCUUCCCAGAAGUCCAAGCGAGAGCCCAGAACCUACACUGAGGAGGAACUGAGCGCCAAGCUGACGCGGCGUGUGCAGAAGGCAGCUCGGAGGCAGGCUAAGCAGGAGGAACUGAAGCGGCUGCACCGAGCCCAGAUCAUCCAGCGGCAACUGGAGCAAGUGGAGGAGAAGCAGAGGCAGCUGGAGGAGCGGGGCGUUGCGGUCGAGAAGGCUCUGCGAGGCGAAGCAGGCAUGGGCAAAAAGGAUGACCCCAAGCUGAUGCAGGAGUGGUUCAAGCUGGUGCAGGAGAAAAACGCCAUGGUGCGCUACGAGUCGGAGCUGAUGAUUUUCGCCCGGGAACUGGAGCUGGAAGACCGGCAGAGCCGGCUGCAGCAGGAGCUGAGGGAGAGGAUGGCCGUGGAAGAUCACCUGAAGACGGAGGAGGAGCUCUCAGAGGAGAAGAAGAUCCUGAACGAGAUGCUGGAGGUGGUGGAGCAGAGAGACUCGCUGGUGGCCCUGUUGGAGGAGCAACGACUGCGGGAGAAAGAGGAGGACAAGGACCUGGAGGCUGCUAUGCUGUGCAAGGGCUUCAGCCUGGACUGGUCCUGAGCCUGCCUACCAUUGUGUCUGGUAGAUUGGCACCCACCUGACCCGGCUGCGUUCUCCCAAACCACUGGAUCCAGGUUCAGAAGAAGCCUGGCGUCCCCAGAGGGCAGUGCUCAGACACCACGCUGUGGGAAAACCCCAGGUGAGGGUUAUCAUCUGAGGUGACAUCACCUCCAAGGAGAGGCGCCCCCCACCCCCAGACUCCCCACUCAGGAGGGAGGAGAUGGGCAUGUUUGAUAUGUGCCCCAGGGGAACCGCCUUCGGGUCCCUGAGGGCUUGCUGCCUGGCACCUCUUUCGAGUGGCUCCUCUCCAGAGCCACCGCCACCACAGAGCACCUGCAGAGCAGAGCAGCCGUUGCCCUCAUGCUCCCUGAAGCACCACCAAAGAGAAAAGUACAGAGGCAUCUUCAGAAAAGGGCUGUGGAUGGAGAUCCAGCCGGGAGCGACCCCCGCAGGGGUAAUGCUCACCCAGCUCUCGCAGGGGAAGUAGGCAGGUUCAUUAUGCAAGUUAGGAGGGUGCAAGAGGGGUCUGCCCCACCACACACUGGAUCCCCAGUGGCCAAGUGCCCCAGGCCUCUCACAUGGGCAGUGGCCUGAAGCCCGUGGAUUGCUGUGUUUUGCUUUUAGUUCACAACCAUUUUGACACUGGAAAGUAUUGACUUUGGGAGAGCUGAAGGAGGCCCUACCUUGUCAACUCCUCCCCCACCCCUUCCCCACCCCAGUCCUGUUGACAGAGAGGCGCAGUCCCUGGUCAGCGCCCACAUCAGUACAGGAGAGGGCUCUCCUCAGCAUUUUCCUGUGUUUGCACAUUGACAGCCUGGCCAGACACUCAGCCACUUCGGCCCCUUUUUGUCAAUUAACUUAUUUUUUUAAUACUUGAAAGUAAAGCAACGUCAUUUUUAUACCUUUACUAGAGACACUGCCUGUCACCUGCGCGUGGGCGUGACGAGGGGGGGUCUUUGUACAUCCCAUGCAGCCUGAUGCAAAACUGACCUGAUUCUUGUUACAAGCAUUUAUUUAUUAGAUUCUUAAUGGUGUUCCCGACCUGGUUGGAGCCAGGAAGCAGCUCAAGGCCCUGUGGGUCCUUGCUCACAGCUUUUCUGUCCCCUCCUCCACCCAGCACCCUGUUCCCUUUGCCACUGGACUUGUGCAGGAGAAUGGCCUCUCUGUGCGGAUACAUUUCAGCGCCAGGAGGCCAGACAGGCUGUUCUGGUCUUUUGGGGAUCUUAGCUGUGUGGAACCCACUUUGUCCAGUUUUGCUGCCAAGGUUUUACCUACUGUACAUAGGUUAAAGGUUGAGGCUAACCCCUCUUCAUGCUUGCUGGGACCGGGUAGAGUGCGACCUUGUCCUUAGGCUAGCUGGUGAAAAUGCUCAGUCCAGCUAGACAGGAACCUGUACGCUGGUCUCACUUCAACGUACCGGCCACUCCAAUCUUCUCUGCCUACACCAGGAUUUUCUCGACCUGGCAAGAGCCAGUAAGCACCAUGUAACCAGAUGCAUAAACCAAGCUGUUCAUUUCCCGUGGUUUAGCCAGAGACCGGUGACUGUGGCCAGGGUGCUUCUCUCAAAACAGCAGCACAUGGACCGAUCCACUGGUGCCGUACCAAUCUGGAAAGGGCACGCCAGCUGUGGGAGGGGCUAGUGCAGACGACAGCCAAGGGCCCACACUGACCCUGGACUUCCCAUGGGAACCACACUGUGCCUCAUCUUGAACAUCCAUCCACCCAACUCCAGAGGAGCAAACGGCUUUCUUACUCCCUCACCCUGAACAGAAGCUGCCAUCACUCCUGUGGAAAUCCAGAUGUGCUGCUGGCAACCGCCACAGCUCUGAUGUCAUCACUUCCUGGUCACUGACGUGGCAGUAUUGCUAUUUUUAUUCUAUAAGAGGAGGAUGUUCUGGAUUCCAUUUUCAACUACAAUCUGCCAAUCAAACUGGACUUUGGACAGGGCCAUCAUCGCCCGUGAGGCCUUCUCCUUGAGCCUGUCCUCCUCCACAGUGCCACCGGCAAUCCCAUGCAGCUCAGCUCUGUCAUUCCUGCUAACCCAGAACAAGGAAACCAUUUCCAGAGCGACCCAACAAGGAUGCAGGGGCAUGCUGCACCUCUCGUGGCCUCACAGAGCAGAAGCAACAGGUGUUCCCUUCCGCCUCUGUCCUGGUCAGCCAUGACCUGUUGAUCUCUCCAAAGCACACACACUGCUUCCAGCAGUCAUUAGAAAGUGGGCAGAACACUUUGCAGGAGGGCCUCAGAAUUCCACCAGCCUCGGGAGACGUCCCCCAGCUCUCCAGUCGUGACGGCAGCGCGAGGACUUCAGGUUCUCACAGAGCACUUUUCUUAGGCUCCCAGUCUGUAACCACUAGUGUGCAGUUGAUUUCAGUGGUCCGGGGACCAGACAGGAAGUGUUCUCCGCCUCUGGAAACGUGCACAGCUCCAGUCAUGCAUUCUUCCCAGGAAUUAUGUCUUCAGUUGAAGACAGGGAAGAGAGGGAUGUGUACACUUCAUACACACACAGAAUGCAUUUGAGUAAACCCAAACUCAAGGCUAAGAACAGUUCAGGAGGCUCUAGCCUCUAUCCCUGGAGUGCAAGCGGAAGGCAGUAAAACCCUGCUCAGCUGAUAUUUUUGUCCCCAACAGCCAUCCUUGAGGUAAUUUUGACCAGCAGCUGUAGACUUAAAAAAAAAAGAAGA